CUUCCUCGGUCAAACAGAAAAGCCAUCGACUCGGCACUUUGAAAAGCCGGCCAGCCUGCAGCCGUCUCGGCCAGCCAGGCUGCUCAUUGGCUGCUGCCAGGCUAUGAGGUCAUCAGUGCGUGCUAUAAGAGCUCUGGGAGCGACAUCCUAUGCUAGUGAGCUUCAUGUGUUUCAAAGUAGAGUGCAGCGCAACAGUGAGGGAGAGGGAGUGAGAGAGAGAGAGAGGGAGAGAGAGAGAGAGAGAGAGCGGAGACUAACGGAGACACGGAUAAGUGAGGUAGAUAGGCUAAAUUACUGAACCAAAGCCAUAUUUAACUUUAUGGGUGAGAAGACGACACUAAGAAGAGCCGCCUGAGGUUUUCUUCAAGGUUUUCUUCUUAUUUGUCCCGCCUUUUCUUUACUUUGACAUGUAUAUGUAAGUUUACUUAGUUCCUGCCGCUUUUGACCGACCCCGACAGCUUCCUGUUUUCUGACUUCCUAUGCCAGUCUCGCCAUGGGAAGCACAGAGGCACUGGGACUAUCAGCUGGGGCUAACAGCUCCUCCUCGGACCCUGGCGCGUUGGAGGUGGAGAUGGUGUUGCUGGGCGUGGUGAUGUCUCUGCUGGUCCUGGGCAUCGUUUUCGGGAACGUGUUGGUCAUCACCGCCGUUGCCCGCUUCCAGAGGCUGCAGACGGUCACCAACUGCUUCAUUACCUCCCUGGCCUGUGCCGACCUGCUGAUGGGACUAGUGGUGGUGCCCUUCGGGGCCUGUUACAUCAUCUUCAACACCUGGCACUUCGGAAACUUCUGGUGCCAAUUCUGGACAGCCGUUGACGUGCUGUGCGUCACGGCGAGCAUUGAGACACUGUGUGUGAUCGCCCUGGACCGCUACCUGGCCAUCACAACGCCCUUGCGGUACCAAUCCCUGCUCACCAAAUGCAAGGCCCGCUUUAUAGUGCUGCUGGUGUGGGCUGUGGCUGGGCUUAUUUCCUUCUUGCCCAUCCUCAAGGAAUGGUACGUCUCCGAUGACAUAGAGGCUAAAGCUUGCUUCGAGAAGCCCACCUGCUGCGAAUUCUACACCAAUCCAGCCUACGCCAUCACGUCCUCCAUCAUCUCCUUCUACAUCCCCCUAGUGGUCAUGGUGUUUGUCUACAGCCGCGUCUUCCAGGAGGCCAAGAAGCAGCUGAAGAAAAUAGACAGGUGUGAGGGACGCUUUCAUGCCCAGAACAACAACUUGGCUCUGGAGAACCACAAUGGUGAAGCGAGGAACUGGAAGAAACCUAGGUUCUGCCUGAAGGAGCACAAGGCAUUGAAGACCCUGGGCAUCAUCAUGGGCAUCUUCACCCUCUGCUGGCUGCCCUUCUUCAUUCUCAAUAUAGUGGUGGCCCUUAAGAAGUUUGACAACAUUGAUCUGACCUACAAGAUCUUGAACUGGAUAGGAUAUGCUAACUCAGUGUUCAAUCCCCUGAUUUACUGCAGGAGCCCAGAGUUCCGCUAUGCCUUCCAGGAGAUCCUUUGCUUGCGGAGGCCUCCUUUCCACAAACUGGGACCCCCUAACGGAUACUUUUACAGUGGGCACAGCUGGCAAGUGAAAGCACAGCUGAGAAACAAGGGUAACUUGGAGGAAUACGACGUGUCUGAGAACAUGCUGGAGACGGGCUCUGAUUCUGCAGAUGCAAAAGACUCGAAUGGGAACUGCAGCAAAGCCACGGUCAGCAGCAUGUGAGCCCCUCGCGGAGAGAGCCCUCACUUUGCCUGUUGGCUAUGGGAGUCUGCCUUCUCCUUCUGGUAAGGAGGCAGGGCUGGGAAACAGGCUUCAUUGCAUUUAGACCAUUAACUUGACUUACAUACUGUACCCAAGCUAGCCUAGUGAUGUCGAUCCCGAUGAGUUUGGGAAACAGCAGUUUUCUACUCUGUUCAUCUACCUCAUUAUAUUUUAUUUUUAUAAGACCCAUAAUGUAAAAAUUGUCCACUUGGAAGGCAGCAAACAGGUCUUGUUUUCUGUCAGCCAAAAAAAUGAAUAUCAACGUCAUACGGUUGUUACCCGAGGUCGCUUGUUUAAUUACACAGUAAUUUAUGCGAGCUGUGCAGGAGGACUAGCUACUUCUGAGAAUGGGAUGUGAAACAGGAUGUGAAAUGGGAUGUGAAAUGGGAUGAACCGAGGGAGGAUUCAAGGAGCAAUGCGGUCGAACUCCGCUUCCCGGCAUCCAUUUGUGAAGCGUUCCGUGUGAAGGCAGGUUUCACCGAGCACAGGGGCCGUCUGUGAGCUUCCCUGAAAAGAAGUAACUGUACACUUUGAGGGGAAGUGACAGGUGUGGACGGGAGUGUGCGCCGCUGCCAGCAAUGCGACAGCAGCGAGCUGCACGUUCCCUGCAGCGCCCUGCGCGUGUCACUGGCAGCCGUGCUUAAACACCACUGCACAAAAUCGGACUAGCCGAGCACUCGGCACAUGAUAGUGGCAAGGCUGUCCCCGUUGUCCCCCUUUAUGGCCCUUCCUGCCGAGGUCUCCAAGCAGCUGGUCGUGGCUGCAGAGCUGCGGUUCCAGUGCAGGACUCACUGCCAGAGCUGCAGUAACAGUGUCUGUGUUUAGGGCACUAUGCUGCACAAUUGCAGUUAGGGCACACAGUGGACGCCUCACGUCCAGCUCAGGCUGAAAGGGGCCAUCCCAGGUCAGUGGACUCUGCUUUAUGAAAUCUGGGUCAGUGAUGUGUUUAUCUCUGCAUGCGAAGUCCAAUGUGCCGCGUUAAAACUGUGAACCAUUACCUUUCAAAAAGAAAUAUAUAUAUAUAUAUGUAUGUACGUAUGUAUGUCACUGUGUCUUCGAUGGUCCCUCUGUGCUUAUGUCCACAUAAAGUGUAAGUCUGUGAACUUAUUUAUUCUGUGACUUUGCAUUACGUUCCUGGUUAUGCUGAACGUCUAGCUCUUUCUGUCAGAUACGGAUAUCUGUUUCGUUGUCACUCGUAUUGUUCCAAGGUUCAUCACACUGUGGUGAACAGCAAAAAAAAGGGAAUGUUUAACCAACAAAAACGCUUUGCUCAGCUGUUACAGAAAUGUCUACUGCAUGCAACUUAUUUAUAGGUUAACUAUUUACUAAAUGAAUGCUUCAGUGAAGUGCAGUGGCUCCUGGCUCCCGUGUUUGUGUGGCAUGAUCUUCUCCUUGUCUUAUGAAGCACUUUGGACAAAAUUUGGACAAGUGGACAAAAAUAAAUAAAGUGGCCUGAAGCGUCUGUUGACGCUGCCAUCUGCUGGUAGUGUCACCUUCUGCGGCUUAAUGUGACGUGAACUCUGAGACAUUCUGCAAGAUGUGGCACUUCUUCUGCCUCAAACGCUGCCUUCCCCCCCGAGGGGGCUUGGCUGGUGUAGAUACGGCUCCUCUUGAUUUGGGGAUGCCCAUGGCUGUCUUGUGGUGUUCCAGGAAGCCCCCCCCCCUCCCCCACCCAGCAGCCACUGGGGCCAGCCAGGUCUCCUUCAUCCUCACCCGUCGCCUUCCGAGCGUGAAGGUCAGUGUACUGACACACAUGGUCUCUCUAAUCAAUCAUUAACAGGCACAUCAGUGCCGGGGACAUUGGUUCGAGUGGUUGUGCCUAAUGGGGAUGCAGCCACGUCGACAGCAGCCCGGCAGGUUCAGGAGGGUGGGCGGCACCUGCAUGCCCCAGGGGGCCCAGCCAAACAGGAAGUGACAUAGGAGUGCCCAGCCGGGGGCAAAGGGCGAGGGUUCGACAGCCGCCUACCUGCACAGCAUGGAGGAGGGUCUCCCUGACCCUCCAGUUCGAUGUUUACGUUGUUAAUUAUUUACUUACGCACAAGAUGUCAUUUGAUUGUUAUUGUGUUUCGUUUAUCUGGUGAUGAUGUACAAAGUCAGCUGUUCAAUGGUGAUUCUGGUAAGUGUUGGUUAAUAAAUAUUGUACGUCAUGCA
This is a messenger RNA of Paramormyrops kingsleyae, 3895 nucleotides long. It is a transcript of the gene adrb2a, whose product is annotated as adrenoceptor beta 2, surface a. Gene Ontology annotation, cellular component: plasma membrane. Gene Ontology annotation, biological process: adenylate cyclase-activating adrenergic receptor signaling pathway; norepinephrine-epinephrine-mediated vasodilation involved in regulation of systemic arterial blood pressure; positive regulation of MAPK cascade. Gene Ontology annotation, molecular function: norepinephrine binding; beta2-adrenergic receptor activity. Lineage: Eukaryota; Metazoa; Chordata; Actinopteri; Osteoglossiformes; Mormyridae. The record is from RefSeq and is a predicted model, not a curated record.